Molecule: messenger RNA, 581 nt
Organism: Ooceraea biroi (clonal raider ant)
Lineage: Eukaryota; Metazoa; Arthropoda; Insecta; Hymenoptera; Formicidae
Source: RefSeq, a predicted model, not a curated record
UAUCUGAUUGAUUAACAAAUAUCUUAAGAUAAUUAAUUAAUUAAUUAAUUAGUUAUCUUGGGAAAUUAGAAUUCGGCUACGAAUAUCGGUCGUAGUUGGGAAUGAAUGACAUGGAAGAGGCGCGCCUGAGAUUUUCGUGGCCGGCGUGUUUGGCCGUUCGUGGGAACCUUCUAUCGUCGGAAAUUCCGCACAUUCCCAUUUUAAUCGAAGAUAUCCCGCGAUACGUUGUCCUGCCCGAUUUCGAGAGAAACUGUAUAAAGAACGUACAAACGAUCGGCGAAAUUCUACCUGGUGAGGCGCGAGUCGUCGAAUUGCAGAGUGUUUCGUCUAUCGGCGAGGCAAAAAUUACGCUUAAUUUGGAAACACUUCCCAUAAAUGACGUGUAUUUCAAGGAUGAAAGAGGAAGAUAUUUACCUGUAUGGGAGACAUCACGUGUUUUCAAAGUUUUUGGUAUGUUAGAAAAAAAGGACGACGAUGUUGUGCUGAUGGCUAAUAAACUGUUGAAAAUCCAAGAUAUACAAGGCAGUGUGAAUACGUUAUCGUUGCUGUCUGCAAUAGUCAGACCUAUGCUUUAUCAGUAA